This is a messenger RNA of Dendroctonus ponderosae (mountain pine beetle), 1398 nucleotides long. RefSeq names its product caspase. The transcript is spliced from 6 exons. Gene Ontology annotation, biological process: apoptotic process; proteolysis. The record is from RefSeq and is a predicted model, not a curated record. Lineage: Eukaryota; Metazoa; Arthropoda; Insecta; Coleoptera; Curculionidae. The coding region runs from base 406 to 1122 and encodes 238 amino acids. Gene Ontology annotation, cellular component: cytoplasm.
GUCAGUGUUGCACAAACACUUCAUCUCCGCAAUUCUAGAAACUGGCUUAAUCCAUCCAACUGGAUAAAGCAAUGCAAGUGUGUCAAACAUUUUUUUUAUGAUAAGAUAACCAAAAAUCGAUAGGUAAAGUCCGCAGGAUGCGAUAUUGCUGUUUUGAUCUGUAGCGUCUGUUCGCGAUUUAACGUGGAAUACGAACGAGCAAAUGAGUGAACCAGACGGCCUCUAUAAACCUCAAGCAAACAGGAGUAUUUUCCGCACAAAAUCGCUACUUUUCCACAAUCGAAGACAUCAACAACAACCUUCGUUGCCUAGAAACCGUCACUGGUGACGUGUUUUUCCGGAAACACGCUUGAGACUGACUCACAAAAAUCUACAGCCCCCCUUGCUGAUGAUGAAUUCUACCACAUGCGCCACCGGAACAGAGGCAUAGCGUUGAUUUUCAACCAUCUGAUCUUCGAUCAGAUGCUGUGCAAACCGCGAAGGGGCACCGAUCAUGAUCGCGACAACAUGGAAAAUGUCCUUAAAAUGAUGGGGUUUCAUGUGAAAAUCUACAACGACUACACGUGCGAUCAGAUCAUGGAAACUCUGGAUAUCGUAUCAAAAAUGGACCAUUCAAACAACGACUGCCUGGUGGUGACCAUUCUAUCCCAUGGGGGCCGCUUUGGGACGAUUUAUGCGACAGAUCGCCCAUACAACAGCAAUGAGGUUAUCCAUAAGUUUUCCGGGACGCAAUGCCCCAGUCUGGCUGGGAAACCCAAACUCUUUUUUAUACAGGCGUGUAGAGGAGAACAAGCUGACUCAGGAGUCAGAAUCCAUAGCGACAGUCCAAGAAGGGAUCAAGAGUUUUAUACCAUUCCGAAUUUGGCGGACAUUUUGAUCAUGUUCUCCACUGUGGAAGGUUACUAUGCUUGGCGCGACACUCAAAAUGGAAGCUGGUUUAUUCAAUCCUUGUGCAAAAUGUUACGGAAGCACUAUAAAACACGCGAGUUGCUGUCGAUUUUGACUCUGGUUAAUCGAGAUGUUGCCAUCGGCUACGAAUCUGACAGCAUUUUGCCGAAGUUCCAUAAAAAGAAGCAAAUGUGCUGCAUUGCCAGUAUGCUAACCAGACUAUUGCGAUUCUAGUCAAUAUAUUGACUUCUUGUCCAUGACUCACGCUUAGUCAUGCUAAAAUUGACACCUCAAUAUCAAUCAAUCUGUUGUUUCCAAAGGGACCUUGUCAUAAACGACAGAUUCAUUGCGCUUAAGGUGUCAAUUGAAGCAUGACUAAGCAUUUUUGUUGCCGCAUUUACACACGUAGCUUUACGCUCGCCCAAAAAAAUCACUCAAAUCAACUAAAGUUUUUAACUGCUAAAACCUACAAAAAUCAACGAACAAUAAAUAAUGCAACGCUCAAAACCA